This is a messenger RNA of Phytophthora nicotianae INRA-310, 786 nucleotides long. RefSeq lists its product as hypothetical. Lineage: Eukaryota; Oomycota; Peronosporomycetes; Peronosporales; Peronosporaceae. The transcript has a single exon. The record is from RefSeq and is a predicted model, not a curated record. The coding region runs from base 1 to 786 and encodes 261 amino acids.
AUGCAAGAAAUCGACGCUAUAACAGAUCAGGACACGCAAAGAGAGCUACGCAUUAUUUUGAAACAACGCAGAGAUCGUCGGAAGAUAAUUCAGCAACGACACCACAAGAAGAAGCAGAAGAUGGUGGGACAUCUCGUGGCCUCCAUUCCAAAACUUCGGAACGAGAUCGAACAGCUACAGCUACAGCGUUUAAGCUUGAUGGAGAAACUGCGGAAUGAUAAUGUCUGGUCCGUUGCAAUUGAGUACUCCAGUCUCUUCCAGUGCGGAAAACCUGAACUGAGGGCUUCCCAGAUGCGUGCUUGCAACUUCUUGACAACAAGUAUGUCACCAGAUCUCGAUACUGGAAUAACGUCAGGUAUCGAGGCACUUAUGAAACGUUGGAAGACAUUCACACGGCUUUUUCCUAGUGGCCACAUCCAACUCGAGAACCUCAGGCAAUUGACAAGUGAUUCCCUCGUUGCAACGACCAGUACAAGUGUUACUCUUACGGAACACGUACUUCAGCACUUAUUUCAACACGGGUCUGAUAACGGCAAGGCCCACAGUAUACGCCGGGGACGGGUCUUCUCCAGACUACAGGGUCAGCACAUUGUCAUGCGUGGGUCCGUACGAUUUGGCUGGGAUGAAGGGGCCAAGCGCGUAGUCAGGUUGUACUCUCAGACUGAUAUCCUGACUCCAAUGUUGGGUCUUCUGGGCAACUUGGAGGACGUUUCAUUUAUUUUUAGUGGUGCCCUCAUCACACCCGACGGGCAUUUUGUCCAUGAGUAUGCAUCACAGCACCAAUGA